AUGAAGAUUUGCAUUUCUUUUCUGGCUAUUGUUUCGGCGCAAGUUACAGAUGAUUACUGUCGUGUGAGGGAGCAAAUGGCGGAUAAUAUAAAAUACUAUGGCGAUGCUAUCGACCGCUACAUCGAGCAAGAAAAAACUUUCAACGAACUUGGCCGUUGCUACAACUCAAUGGCUGAAGCUGGCGUCUUAGAGACCGAUCGAGAUUGGGAUAAUCGAUGCAUCAGCUCUGGUAUCUGCCGUGAAGACGGAUCAGACUCUCGCCUCUGCUGCAUCACCAACGAUUUCAAUCAACUCCAGCAGGCUUCGAUUCUUCUCAGCUCUCACGUUGAUGCUCUCGAUCAGCAAAUGGACAACAUGCUGUCAGAAAUGCUCCAAGUUGAAUCCUGCAUUACUGGACUUUGCUACGAUGCGAAAAUGACAGCUUUCUGA
Oikopleura dioica is the source of this 429-nucleotide messenger RNA. The record is from the annotation of a GenBank genome assembly. NCBI's taxonomy places the organism in Eukaryota, Metazoa, Chordata, Appendicularia, Copelata, Oikopleuridae.